UGUUCUUCCCAAAAGAAGUUUGUGGCAUCACCUCUUGGAAGUAAGAUGCCAGGCGUUCACGCUCCUCCCGCAGAGGGCAGCCCGGGGGCCUUCCAAGCGGGGUGGUGCAAAGUGUUUGAUGCCGGAAAAACCGCGGCGUGCGGUGCUGCAGAGGUUUUUGAACAUGGGGGCUGCCCCCACCUCUUGCUUCUGGGGGGAGUCCCGAACCCUUGCCCGCUCGGCGCCCUUCGGCCGCGUGCCGGCGCACGCUCUCCGCGAGGCGCGUCCUGGGAACGCGGGGCGCUGCGCGCGCAGGCCUAGCGUAAACUUUCUGUCAGUGCAACUUGGACAUCCCCCGGGAGGCGGGGACGAGGGGCUCCGCGGAGGAGGCGGCGCGAAGGGAAAGCAAAGGCGGCCGCGAGCACAGGGGCGGGUCCCCGCUGGGCCGAGGGCUUGAAAGGGAGCCAAUCGGGCAGCCGUGGCUGCUGCCAAUCAUGCGGCUUCCUCCAAUCCCACCCGUGCCAUUUCCAAAAUACCGGUUCCCCCUGAGCAGCUCAAAUGUGAUGAUCGCUCUGCCAAUCGCUGGAGGACAGACAGAGUGGGAACAGGAAUAAGCAGAGUUAGGAAGCCAGGACAAAGAAGUUAAAAGAGAGCCUGAUACAUACAUGUUUUUGAAGGCGGGCAGAGGGAAAAAAGUACCCCCAGGGAGGGUCUGCGGGUCUUAUUGUGUAGUUCUGAUGGAGCCCCCUUUGAGCAAGAGGAACCCGCCAGCGCCGAGAUUAGCGGAUUUAGCAGCUGCUCAGGCCAGGCCGCUUCAGAAUAUGACAGGCUUCCCGGCGCUGGCCAGCACGCCCGCCCACUCCCACCUCCGCGCUGCAACCGCGCACCUCCGCCCCGGGGACGUGGGCUCUGACCCCGGCGUGGCCAGCACUCCGCUCAGACCCGAGCACAUGGCCCAGGCGAGCGCGCCUGGCCUCAGCCCUCCCUCCCAGGCCAAGUCCCCGGCGGCCGCCGCCCGCGCUGCAGCCUCGGUCGCGCACUCGGGCACCCGCACCUACCCCGGCAGCGGGGGCACCCGCAGCGCGCAGCCCUCCGCGCCCCCGCCCUCGGCCCCUCCUCUUCCUCCCUCCCCUUCGCCCCCUCCCCCUCCCCCUCCCCCUCCUCCUCCUCCUCCUGCCCUCUCGGGCUACACCACCACCAACAGUGGCGGCGGCGGCAGCAGCGGCAAAGGCCACAGCAGGGACUUCGUCCUCCGGAGGGACCUUUCCGCCACGGCCCCCGCGGCGGCCAUGCACGGGGUCCCGCUCGGAGGGGAGCAGCGGUCCCGCUCCGGCUCCCCCCAGCACUCGGCCCCGCCUCCCCACUCGGCCGGCAUGUUCAUCUCGGCCAGCGGCACCUACGCGGGCCCGGACGGCAGCGGCGGCCCCACGCUCUUCCCCGCGCUGCACGACACGCCGGGAGCCCCCGGCGGCCACCAACACCCGCUCAACGGCCAGAUGCGCCUGGGGCUGGCGGCGGCGGCGGCAGCGGCGGCGGCUGAACUGUACGGCCGCGCCGAGCCUCCCUUCGCGCCGCGCUCCGGGGAUGCGCACUACGGGGCGGUGGCGGCCGCUGCAGCAGCCGCCCUGCACGGCUAUGGAGCCGUGAACUUAAACCUGAACCUGGCGGCGGCGGCUGCCGCCGCAGCGGCUGGGCCGGGGCCCCACCUGCAGCACCACGCGCCGCCCCCGGCGCCGCUGCCGCCGCCGGCGCCCGCGCAACACCCGCACCAGCACCACCCCCACCUCCCAGGGGCGGCUGGGGCCUUCCUGCGCUACAUGCGGCAGCCAAUCAAGCAGGAGCUCAUCUGCAAGUGGAUCGACCCCGAGGAGCUGGCCGGGCCGCCGCCACCGCCCCCGGCCGGCGGCGCCAAGCCCUGCUCCAAAACUUUCGGCACCAUGCACGAGCUGGUGAACCACGUCACGGUGGAGCACGUGGGCGGCCCCGAGCAGAGCAACCACGUCUGCUUCUGGGAGGACUGUCCGCGCGAGGGCAAGCCCUUCAAGGCCAAAUACAAGCUCAUCAACCACAUCCGCGUGCACACCGGCGAGAAGCCCUUCCCCUGCCCCUUCCCGGGCUGCGGCAAGGUCUUCGCGCGCUCCGAGAACCUCAAGAUCCACAAGCGCACUCAUACAGGGGAAAAGCCUUUCAAAUGUGAAUUUGAUGGCUGUGACAGGAAGUUUGCCAACAGCAGUGAUCGAAAGAAACAUUCCCACGUCCACACAAGCGACAAGCCCUACUACUGCAAGAUCCGAGGCUGUGACAAGUCCUACACUCAUCCCAGCUCUCUGAGGAAGCAUAUGAAGGUUCAUUGCAAGUCCCCACCGCCUUCUCCAGGAGCCCUUGGUUAUUCGUCAGUGGGGACUCCAGUGGCUGCCCCCUUGUCCCCUGCGCUGGACCCAGCCAGGAGUCGCUCUAGCACUCUAUCCCCUCAGGUGACCAACCUCAAUGAGUGGUAUGUUUGCCAGGCCACUGGGGCCCCCAGCCACCUCCACACACCUUCCAGCAACGGAACCACUUCCGAGUCUGAAGAUGAGGAGAUGUAUGGGAACUCUGAAGUUAUGCGGACGAUACAUUAGAAUUAUUAGUAUAAUAAGUGGGAGUCCUUGGACCAUAUCCUAACCUGAGACAAUGUCGAGCCUGAGACAAACCUGUGACUCAGACUUGCCACCGACUCUAAUUAGCCCUAUUUAUUCAGUAUGAAACCCUAUGGUGUUUGUACAUUUAAUUAAUUUAAUUAAGAUAUUGGGGCUUUUUUUUCCUUAGAAAAAAAAAAAAAACAACCAAGCUCACUUGUACAUUGCAGGGGGACAGGGCUGGGAACAAAUUAUACCAAGGAAAAUGAGUGAAGUAAUUAGGUAAAUCGGAAUACACACUGCCAAUGCAAUGUAUAUUUCUUUAAAAGGGGAGAGAAAGCAUUAAGUCAGAACUCAACACAGCGUCAAGGCCCUCUGCAUUUCCUGGAGUGCCUCCUGAAUGCCUUUGACACCAUAACUUGGGCUUCUUUGGAGGUUCUUCGCCGCCUCCUUGGGUCCUAAUUCUACAAAGGCCUCUUGAUUGUAACCACAUACUUGCUGCAUUGCCAACAGAUCUUGGACUGUACCUGUGUCCAAAAGUACUUACAAAAACCUUUUAAGUUCUAAUACUUGUAAUUUUUAAUUUCCGCUCUUUUAUUACCGGUCUCACCAUAACAGUAUUUUUAUACAGGAUUAUUUCUUCAGUAUCCUGCUUGUACGAUUUAAAAAAACAGAUGCAGCAACCUUAAUACAUCUCCAUAUAUUGUGCUACUGUGAUUGUUCAAGCAAAAGUGGAGAGAAGAUGCU
Molecule: messenger RNA, 3341 nt
Organism: Manis pentadactyla (Chinese pangolin)
Lineage: Eukaryota; Metazoa; Chordata; Mammalia; Pholidota; Manidae
Gene: ZIC5
Product: Zic family member 5
Exons: 2
Coding region: 645-2597 (650 amino acids)
Biological process (GO): central nervous system development; regulation of transcription by RNA polymerase II
Cellular component (GO): nucleus
Molecular function (GO): DNA-binding transcription factor activity, RNA polymerase II-specific; RNA polymerase II cis-regulatory region sequence-specific DNA binding
Source: RefSeq, a predicted model, not a curated record